Morus notabilis is the source of this 900-nucleotide messenger RNA. RefSeq names its product protein FAR1-RELATED SEQUENCE 5-like. The coding region runs from base 1 to 900 and encodes 299 amino acids. The record is from RefSeq and is a predicted model, not a curated record. The transcript has a single exon. NCBI's taxonomy places the organism in Eukaryota, Viridiplantae, Streptophyta, Magnoliopsida, Rosales, Moraceae. Gene Ontology annotation, biological process: regulation of DNA-templated transcription. Gene Ontology annotation, molecular function: zinc ion binding.
AUGUUUCUCCAAGGAAUGAAUAAUAGGAAGCCAAAAGUUGUCGUUACUAACGGUGACAAUGCCAUGAAGAAUGCCAUAGCACAAGUCUUUCCAGAAUCUAAGAACAGGCUAUGCGGAUGGCAUCUAAUGGAGAACGUAGCGAACAAUGUGAAGGAUAUAAACUUUAAGCGGGACUUCAAGGAAAUUAUGUACGGAUACUACUCCGAACCUGAGUUUCUCGAUAGGUGGCAUUCUUUGAUUCUGGCAUAUGAACUAGAGAACAACUACUGGGCAACAUGUAUGUUUGAAAAAAGGGAGAGCUGGGCUGAAACUUAUCUGCCUGGCAAUUUCUGUGCAGGCAUGCGAACCACUCAAUGUAGCGAGUCGAUGAAUAGAACAAUCAAACAAUUCCUCGACAGUACGAAGUCUCUCACGGACUUUGUAUCUUUGGUUGACCACACCAUUAACAAGCUGCGCCACAAAGAUUUGCAGGAUGACUUCUCCACCCGACACAGUAUUCCUUCUUUGCGACAUGCAGAUAUUCUAAACCCAUACUAUCAACACGCUGCCUCUUUGUUUACGAGAAGAAUUUAUACAAAAAAGGUUUCUCACGAAAUAAAGCUCAUACAUGCAUACACUGUUAGGCAAGUUGAUGAGAUCGAUGGGUAUAUAAAUUUUUCAAUCAUCAAGUUCCCAAACGAAGACUCCGAACACAAUGUUAUACGUCGUAUCUCUGACAGUCAUAUAACGUGCAAUUGCUUACUCUUCGAGACUGAUGGAUAUCUGUGCAGACACAUAUUUUCAGUUCUGAAGUUUCUAAACAUAACCAGAAUUCCAGAUUCGCUUGUUCUGUCCAGGUGGGCUGUUCAUGCAAAGGCCCAAUUCCAAACCAGAUAUCAAAGUAAUAACGAGGUCCCAUAG